Staurois parvus is the source of this 1557-nucleotide messenger RNA. NCBI's taxonomy places the organism in Eukaryota, Metazoa, Chordata, Amphibia, Anura, Ranidae. The record is from the annotation of a GenBank genome assembly.
AUGUGGCGGAUUCCGGGGCUCCUAGGAAGGGCCCUGAACCGCUGUCAUGCUUCCAAUAUCCAGGGAUGUGUUCACGGAGAGACUGAAGCUUUAAAUCCUUCAUCUCUGAUUCCGUUGGGUCAGAAUGUGGGUAGCAAAAGUUACAGCUCCCAAUCAUCAGGUGCGCACAGUGGUCAGAAUGAACAGAAACAUAAGAAAAGGGGGAACUUUCAGUUUUGCACUGGUCAGCUGCCACAGUAUACUGUACUGAAUGCAUUUAGCGUGGGAGCCACAGCUGUGAUUUUCCUGCAUUUAGCUCGCCAGGCAUCAUUGUACUGUCGCACCAAUAAACCUCAGGAAGACAGGUGCUCACGGCGCAGUUACCUGGAACAGAUCCUCUCAUCUCUUUAUCAGUGCAGCAGAUCGUCCGUCAGCAAUCACAUUUUGUCUAAGAAUGUCCAGUCUAGUACUUGGAGUAACGCUCAGCUGCGUAGUGAUGCUGCUCUGCAGGAUGUGGAUAAUUCUCUUGAGAGUGCAUCUUUAGCUUCCUCGAGUGAUAAUGACCUGCUCCAUCAUCUGGUCGAGCAAGAUUCCUGCAGUGAUGUAAACCUUGGCUCUUCACAUGGGUUAGACCAUAGUUCAGAAGAGAGUACAUCAAGACCUGUUAAUGAGCUACGGGAGCCCAAAGAAGACCACGUGGAAUCAUUAAACCUUGCUGCCUCUCAUUUGUUGGAGUUGACACAGACCAGUGUACCGACAGUGCUAAACAUAUUUGGGAUCAUCAGCGCCAGAGACAGUGCUGAUUACAAGUCCGCUUUCCACUUCUUUCAAGAAUCCGCAGAAACUGGCUACAACAAGGCCCAAUACAACACGGCUGUGUGCUAUGAGAAAGGAAAAGGGGUGGCCAAAGACAUGACCAAAGCAGCAGAAUAUUAUGGUCUGGCAGCCAGCGGGGGGCACCAGCUUGCCAAAUAUCGUUAUGCCCGCCAUUUGCUACAGUCUACCAGUGGGGACACACAGUCAGCACUACAGCUGCUUCUUGAAGCUGCCCAGGCUGGUGUGAAAGAGGCUCAAGCCUAUUUAGGAGUUUUCUAUAGUAAAGAGUCUCAUUUUGAUCCAGAGAAGGCAGCAAAAUACUUCUGGAUGGCAGCUGAAAAUGGAGAUGUUCAAAGUCGCUAUCAUCUGGGAGUGUGCUAUGAAAAAGGAUUUGGAGUUUCAGUGAGCAGACUGGAAGCUCUCACACAUUAUGAAAAGGCUGCAAAAUCAGGACAUGAGCUUGCUCAGCAGAAAUUACUGGAGAUGCAGCAGCUUCAGAGUCCAGAUCUAAGCUCUCCCCUGAACAGUCUUCGAGCCGCAGUCUCCAGCCCCUGUCUUCCUGUUUUGGAGCAAACAAACUUCUGGACAAAAGCCACCUACGCUGCAAGCAGCACAAACAGCCUUGGUCUACCUCACUCAAUGAGCACUGGGGACCUAUUGGUGAUGUCCCCUGCUAAUAGUGGUAGCUACCUCUUGCCACCUUUCUAUAAAACUGCAAUGACGCCUCCAAUGGCCUCUCUCAGAGUUAUUGGGGUUGGAUGA